AUGUCGGCAUCACUUGCGCCAGAGUGUAACGAGGUGAAGGAGCGUUACGACACAUGCUUUUUAAAAUGGUAUAGCGAAAAGUAUCUCCGUGGAGCGGAAAAGGACAACAAGGAAUGCGCCGACUUGUUCAACGAAUAUCAGAAAUGCCUAGGUGUUGCACUGAAGUCUCGAGGCAUAGAUAAGCUUCUCGACGAGGCUCGGGAAGACAACAAGGACAACGACGUAAGGUUAACAGCGCCGAAGAGUAAGUCCACGAAUCAAGCAGCGGAAGACGCGUGUGUUUGUAUUAAUAGCUGUCCAGAGUAG
This is a messenger RNA of Trichoderma citrinoviride, 306 nucleotides long. RefSeq names its product UPF0203-domain-containing protein. The coding region runs from base 1 to 306 and encodes 101 amino acids. The record is from RefSeq and is a predicted model, not a curated record. The transcript is spliced from 4 exons. NCBI's taxonomy places the organism in Eukaryota, Fungi, Ascomycota, Sordariomycetes, Hypocreales, Hypocreaceae.